ACACAGCUCCUUCAUCACGGCCUCGUAAAGUUGUGUGACACACGCCUGAGCUCGGUCUGUUUCCGGUCUCCAACCAUUUCAUGUUUUUCGUUUGUCCUGUAAUCAAUGGACAAUGUCUCGGUUCUAUAACUAAAACAUCUACGUGGAUGUGUUGUGUAGAGUUUAAAGUUUGAGAAGUGAAUUUGUUAACAACCUGAAUAUGUCAUAAUUCUAGCUACUUCCUGGUGUCAACAUGUGAAAGUUGUCCUACUGAAAGUGCAGAAAAUGGCGGUUAAAUAAAACAUUUUUAGACUCCUGUGUAGGCUAGAAGUCUCCUGUGUAGGCUAGAAGUCUCCUGUGUAGGCUAGAAGUCUCCUGUGUAGGCUAGAAGUCUCCUGUGUAGGCUAGAAGUCUCCUGUGUAGUCUGCCAUUCCACAUUUUAAUGUAAACAGUAAUCAGUAUUAUUUUUCAAGAUAACUCAAAAAUGGUUUUUAAAGCUUUUUCAAGGUAAGCAACUGGUUAGACUUUACUUCAAGUCAUAGUCAUAAGUAAAUUGUUUAGACAUAACUGUAAGUCUUAAGUAAAUUGUUCAGACUUAACUGUAAAUCUUAAGUGAAUUGUUUAGACCUAACUGUAAAUCUUAAGUGAAUUGUUUAGACCUAACUGUAAUAAAUUGUUUAGACCUAACUGUAAGUCUUAAGUAAAUUGUUUAAACCCAACCGUAAGUCUCAAGUAAUUUUUUUAGACCUAACUGUUUUAAAUUAAGUCUUAUUAUAAUUUCAAUGUGAACGUAGAACUAUGCAAAGUAUUAAAAAUGUAUAUUUUUUUCAAGUGUAGACAAAGAAUACAAUUUUUGUCGUAAAAAUGUAACAGGUGUUCGUUUUAAUUUUUAUUUUCAACUUGAAUAAGUGUAAUAUUCCCGUGUAAACUUUGAAUCAUUGUCAGUGUAAAAUUCUAAAGUUUAAAGUUAAUGCCUAUAAUCUGAAUAAGAGAAAAUGUACAACACAUUUACCAAUUCCCUGUUUGAGAACUAGGUACCAGGUAAGGUAUUUAAUAUAUUAUUAAAAAAAAAAUCAUUGUAAAACAUGACUCAGUGUAACUGUGCUCUAAUGUCUAUAACUAGACCAACUAUAAGAUAACAGUGACCAACAACGCAUCUUGGCCGUAUCCUGUUUGCGUCGUGGCAACUUGAACCUACCUCUAAAUGUUGAACGAUCCUUGCUAUAGCUGAACGCUUAAACACUAAAUCGGUGUUGUCCAAUAAACACUUAGACAAGGAAGCUUUUAACGAUCCCAGUUUUUUUUCUCAAACCCCGAUCAAGGAAAGCUGACAAUCUUUUCCCUAUAAAUAUGAAUACUAGUUCUGGCCCGCCAAACAAUGGCGCUGCAAUGCGUCAACUUCCCAUCUGCUUAUGUUAUCUGACGAAAUAUGCAUCUCAAGUGACGCACUUAAUGACAAUGCCAAUUAGCUUUAAGCGCCCCCCCUCCCCCCCCCUUUCCUUUUUUUCCCCACAACCAGAUACUCAAAGGCAAACUUUUUUUCACGCCCCUGAACUAAAUUAAAAUCCUCACGUCACACCCCAUUUCACACCGCAGAUUUAUUUUCACUCCAAUUAUUUCCGUAAAUCAAAAGAAAAUAUGACGCACCGAAUGCGCUUGCGGGAUUCUUAAAAAUUGCGGUUAUGCGCGGUUGUGGGAAAUGUUAUUUUGCGCGCUAUUGAACUCGCCAUUACACCUUACAUACUUGAAUAAUUACAGCAAGUGAUGUCAUAAUUAUCCCGAGAUAAUAUCUGGUGGUCAAGGCCAGCCGAGGGUUGUUAAUAUAAUAUCAGUAAGAAAAGGAAACGUAUGUUGUUGUUUUUUUAAAAUGUAUUCUCCGUUUAUAUUCCAAACCUUGAAUGGUUUCUUCCAGGCUGAAAGCACCAAGCCAGACCACCGACGUAUCAUCAACCUAUGACGAAUUAAAGAAGUCGUUGCUGCCAGAAGACAACCCCUCACACUCGAGUUCGUACCUCACCGUGGGUCUCUAUCCCGUCCAUUGCCUGGUGCAGAGCCCGACCACCGACGAGACGGUCCUGGAGAGGAGGAUGGCCAACUGUUUUCUCCGCGCGUUCAUCACACUCCUCCACCUGGCCCUGGCCGGGGGUGCCGGGUUUGUCUGCGUCUACUCCAUCAUUGGCUGGGACACGACCUACCAGUGUCUGCCUACUCUAUUUAAUAAAGAUGGCACGUCCAUGAAGUUCGUAAGUUCCACUUGAUAAACUUUUCAGACGUUUACAUGAAAAAAAUAUGUUAAAUGAUUCCAUAGAAGGUCUUGUAACAUUGUUUCCCCUUGACAAAACUUAAUCCCACCUCCUCUGUCUCUUUUAACUUUUUUUUUUUUUUUUUUUUUUUUUUUUUUUUUUUUUUUUUUUUUUUUUGUCGUGGCUUUGACUGAGUAAAUGUCUGAACUCUCUUUAUUUUUACUUGUCUCGCUGGCUUAAAUCGCUGCCUGUGGGGAGGGGUGGGAAGGUGAGAGAUGCUGCUGUUCAAUAGAGUUUUACAGUAUGCUAUAAGACUACAUUGAACCAAAAGCCUUGCCAGUUGUACUGCAUACCUUCAUCGUUAGAAUUGUAGUAACAUCAACUGCAAGUUUGUCCUAUAUCACCGCGUGUGAAUGACUGAAUUAUAUGUUUAUCCGAUGGUAACUUUCUCUUUCGGACAUGGUGAUCUGCGGACCAAAUUAACCAGUUUCCUGGCAAUAUCUUCAACGAAAUGAAUGACCCUUGGAGAGCUGACCCUUUCUUAGUUACACGCCAUCUUUCUGCUUUGUUCAUGAUAAAAGUCAAAGGGUCAGAGAAAAAAGUUUUAUCCGAACACCUGUCACAGAAUACAGCCUUGUCCGAGCAUCUGUCUAAGUGCCAAAUGAUUGUUCAUGUUCCGCAGCAGUUUUACAUUCAAUGCUCUCAUUUCAAGAAUUGAUUUUAAAUGUUGUGCCCCCCCCCCCCCCCCCAUUUGAUAACUUCCAAAUUUAAACUUUUUGAUUGAAUCUGGUCCAAACCUGUGUUUCAAUUGGUCCAAACCUGUGUUUCAAUUGUUCCAAACCUGUGUUUCAAUUGAUCCAAACCUGUGUUUCAAUAGGUCCAAACCUGUGUUUCAAUUGAUCCAAACCUGUGUUUCAAUUGGUCUAAACCUGUGUUUCAAUUUUUCCAAACAUGUGUUUCAAUUGAUCCAAACCUGUGUUUCAAUUGGUCCAAACCUGUGUUUCAAUUGAUCCAAAUCUGUGUUUAAAUUGAUCCAAAGCUGUUUUUCAAUUAAUCAAAACCUUUGUUUCAGUUGGUCCAAACCUGUGUUUCAGUUGGUCCAAACCAGUGUUUCAAUUGAUCCAAACCUGUGUUUCAGUUGAUCUAAACCUGUAUUUGAGUUAAACCUGUGUUUAAAUUGAUCCAAACUUGUGUUUCAAUUGAUCCAAACCUGUGUAUCAAUUGAUCCAAACCUGUGUUUCAAUUGAUACAAACCUGUGUUUCAGUUGGUCCAAAUCUGUGUUUCAAUUGGUCCAAACCUGUGUUCCAAUUGGUCCAAACCUGUGUUUCAAUUGGUCCAAACCUGUGUUUCAAUUGAUCAAAACCUGUGUUUCAAUUGGUCCAAACCUGUGUUUCAAAUGAUCCAAACUUGUGUUUCAAUUGAUCCAAACCUGUGUUUCAAUUGUUCCAAACCUGUGUUUCAAUUGAUCCAAACCUGUGUUUCAAUUGAUCUAAACCUGUAUUUGAGUUGGUCCAAACCUGUGUUUAAAUUGAUCCAAAGCUGUGUUUCAAUUGGUCCAAACCUGUGUUUCAAUUGAUCCCAACCUGUGUUUCAAUUGUUCCAAACCUGUGUUUCAAAUAAUCCAAACUUGUGUUUCAAUUGAUCCCAACCUGUGUUUCAAUUGGUCCAAACCUGUGUUUCAAAUGAUCCAAACUUGCGUUUCAAUUGGUCCAAACCUGUGUUUCAAAUGAUCCAAACUUGUGUUUCAAUUGAUCCCAACCUGUGUUUCAAUUGGUCCAAACCUGUGUUUCAAAUGAUCAAAACAUGUGUUUCAGUUGGUCCAAACCUGUGUUUCAGUUGGUCCAAAUCUGUGUUUCAAUUGAUCCAAACCUGUGUUUCAGUUGAUCUAAACCUGUGUUUCAGUUGGUCCAAACCUGUGUUUCAAUUGAUCCAAACUUGUGUUUCAAUUGAUCCAAACCCAUGUUUCAAUUGGUCCAAACCUGUGUUUCAUUUGAUCCCAACCUGUGUUAUAAUUGGUUCAAACCUGUGUUUCAAAUUAUCAAAACCUGUAUUUCAGUUGGUCCAAAUCUGUGUUUCAAUUGGUCCAAACCUGUGUUUCAAUUGGUCCAAACCAGUGUAUCAAUUGAUCAAAACCUGUGUUUCAAUUGAUCCAAACCUGUGUUUCAGUUGGUCCAAAUCUGGCUUUCAAUUGGUCCAAACUGGUAUUUCAAUUGGUCCAAACCUGUGUUUCAGUUGGUCCAAAUCUGUGUUUCAAUUGGUCCAAACCUGUAUUUCAAUUGGUCCAAACCUGUGUUUCAAUUGGUCCAAAUCUGUGUUUCCAUUGGUCCAAACCUGUGUUUCAAUUGGUCCAAACCUGUGCUUCAGUUGGUCCAAAUCUGUGUUUCAAUUGGUCCAAACCUAUGUUUCAAUAGGUCCAAACCUGUGUUUCAAUUGGUCUAAACCUGUGUUUCAAUUAAUCCAAACCUGUGUUUCAAUUGGUCCAAAUCUGUGUAUCAAUUGAUCCAAACCUGUGUUUCAAUUGAUCCAAACCUGUGUUUCAGUUGGUCCAAAUAUGUGUUUCAAUUGGUCCAAACCUGUGUUUCAAUUGGUCCAAACCUGUGUUUCAAUUUAUCCAAACCUGUGUUUCAAUUCGUCCAAACCUGUGUUUCAAUUGAUCCAACCAAACCUGUGUUUCAAUUGGUCCAAACCUGUGUUUCAAUUGGUCCAAACCUGUGUAUCAAUUGAUCAAAACCUGUGUUUUAAUUUAUCUAAACCUGUGAUUUAGUUUGUCCAAAUCUGUGUUUCAAUUGGUCCAAAUCUGUGUUUCAAUUGGUCCAAACCUGUGUUUCAAUUGGUCCAAAUCUGUGUUUCAAUUGGUCCUAACCUGUGUUUCAAUUGGUCCAAACCUGUGUUUCAAUUGAUCCAAACCUGUGUUUCAAUUGGUCCAAACCUGUGUUUCAAAUGGUCCAAACUUGUGUUUCAAUUGAUCCAAACCUGUGUUUCAAUUGUUCCAAACCUGUGUUUCAAUUGCUCCAAAUCUGUGUUUCAAUUGGUCCAAACCUGUGUUUCAAUUGGUCUAAACCUGUGUUUCAAUUGGUCCAAACCUGUGUUUCAGUUGGUCCAAACCUGUGUUUCAGUUGGUCCAAAUCUGUGUUUCAAUGGGUCCAAACCUGUGUUUCAAUUGGUCCAAGCCUGUGUUUCAAUUUGUCUAAACCUGCGUUUCAGUUAAUCCAAACCUGUGUUUAAUAGGUUUUCAGUCAAAGUUGUGUCUGCGUUUUUUCACCAAAAAUCAAAUUCCAUCUUUUCCCAUUAAUUAGAACAUAUGUACGCAUUUGUCGUCAUGUCCAAUUUGAUUAAUGAUGAGCACAUUUAUUAUCAUAUACGUCUUGAUUACUAAAAUUUAAAAAAUAAUGUUCUGGUAAUCCGUGACAUUUUCAAAAAAAAAAAAAAGGUAUAUUGGAUACGUCAUUUUAACAUGUGCUAGAAAGUAACCCAGUGAAUGACCCUUGCUGUCCACUGUUGUUCUCCAGGUCAACGGACUGCCCACAGUCUGCAGCGUCAUUGUAUUUAGUAUGAGUGGAGUGUGUAUCCUGAACUUUCUUAUGUCGAUCUUAGUCAACGUGCGAUGGAUCCAUACCUGGUAUGUAGUUUGGUGCACGCGUAUGAUAUUUUUGAUGGUGCACAUAUAUGACAUAUUGAAAUAUAGAUCUCAUAUUGUAGGUAGCUUGAAUUCUUAUUUUUAUUUAAUGACUAGCUAAUUUACCUGUCUUUUUUAAUUUUCCCCCUCUCAUGCUGGCAUGAAAUCCGUCACCAGAAACCAAUACCAGCGUCAUCACCUUUUAUAAGCCCCACUUUCAUCCCAACAAAUGCCCAUUUCUCUGGCAACACGUCUUCCUCCUACAUUCCCAUUUCCUCCUUCAGCAGCCCCCCCCCCCGUCUCCUUCAACCUCCACUUCUCCCCAUGCCCCACCAUCCACCAGCUCCUCGACCAUUCCCUGACUCCGAUCUCAAAUCUCGCUUUCCAUCUCAAUGCCAAUAAACCAAGCACCCCUUCAACCUAACCUUAUGUCUUCACUAUAUGCCUCCUCACCUCCAGGCACCUCCCCACCUCCAGGCGCCUCCCCACCUCCAGACGCCUUCCCUUACACGCCCUUAUUUUCUCCCAGUCUAUCAUAACCUCUCCCACUCUAUCAUAACUUCUCCCAGUCUAUCAUAACCUCUCCCACUCUAUCAUAACCUCUCCCAGUCUAUCGUAACCUCUCCCACUCUAUCAUAACUUCUCCCAGUAUAUCAUAACCUCUCCCACUCUAUCAUAACUUCUCCCAGUCUAUCGUUACCUCUCCCACUCUAUCAUAACUUCUCCCACUCUAUCAUAACUUCUCCCACUCUAUCAUAACCUCUUCCACUCUAUCGUAACCUCUCCCACUAUCACAACUACUACCACUCUAUCAUAACAUCUCCCACUCUAUCUCAUUUUCUCCCACUAUCAUAACUUCUCCCACUCUAUCACAACUUCUCCCACUCUAUCACAAAUUCUCCCACUCUAUCAUAGCCUCUCCCACUCUACGAUUCUUCACGUCCCCACCUUUAAAAAACAAAAGAAACAAACAAUCAACAUUCAAAUCUAAUUGAUUUGUUUUCUUUUUUGACGUCUGCCAGUAUCGUCCACAACAACUUGGUCCUGUCCCUGCUAAUGGGAGCAAUAUCAGUUUUUGGCGGGAGUCUGUUCACUGUCCAUUACAUGUUGUGGUGUGACUCAAUGCAACAGGGGUCUUUCUUUGACUCGUAAGUUAAUUGUGAUGUCAGUUAAAUGUGUUUGCCAGACUCACCCGGUAAUGGUACUCUGCUAUCGUUCAUGUCUUUAAAGACAAUACGCAAAUGUAUUACCAUGAGACAAUCAAAUUAUUGAUAUCAUACAGACUUCGGUAACUGAUCCGUCCGUGCUUCACUAUGGGGGAGUGGGAUGUCUUUGAACUCUUUGUGCAAAUUAUAAAAACUUAAAAACGCAGUCCGUUGCUUCGUCUAAUUGGAAGAAGUCUGUUCUCCUUUUUCAGGGGCCUCUCCCUUCUGAAGUGUUUUUUUUUUAUAUUUUUUUUUUUUUCAGGGUUAAAUUGAUACCACAAAAAAAAAAAUUGGAAAAAAAAAACAAAAACAAAAAAAAACCCACACACAUCAGAAAUUAGAUAACGCAGAAUGUUCAAAUCAUUCAUUAAGCACACGAAAACGCUGCUUGCCAUUUUAAAAUCUGUUACAUUAACUUCGCCUUUGUUCUUGGGUGGUUGGCUUGCAAAAUUCUUCGGAAGGCUGAUUGACACACUUCCCGUAAACCUAUCGAGAUGAAAAUUCUUCCAAAUUACCACCCCAACCCCCCCAAAAAAAAAUAUAUUAAAAAAAUCAGUUUUUUCACGUGUUUCAAGGGGAAAAUGAAGAAAAUAUGAUUUCAGGAAAACUGCGCUGUAUGAGAUGCUUUUGAAAAAUGUCGUAACUGCGUGUGGUGUUUUCUUUUGUUUUUCUGAAACAGUUGCUGAAAUAAAUCUCCGCUGUAAAACCGGUUGAGUCAUCAUCUAGGCUGGUCAUCAUCUAGGCUGGUCAUCAUCUAGGCUGUGAAUAAUUACAGAGUUUCUAGGUUUUUUUUGUUUUUUUUUAAAUCAAGGCAGCUUAUUAAAAUUCAAUCACGUAGAAGCAAAAAAUGGAGGAUCUUAAAAAAUAUCGUGGAAUCUCGUGACGUCACGAACAUAAGCACAGUGACGCUCUGAACAUUCUAACUCUGUGACACAUAUUCAAUUAUCGCACAUAAAAGUGCAGGUACUGGGAAUUUGAAUUUGCGUGCCUAGCGUGCGCAACGUUUCUGAGGAAAUUGCACAGCCGCACAUCCACCUACAAAAUUGUCUAAGGUAUAACAGCGCGCAAAACAUGAUACCCAACAGCGCUAAAUAAGGCUCUUCAGAAUACCUCAAGUGUGUUUGGUGCGUAGUGUAUUUUCUGUUGUAUUCCGGAAACAGUUGUAAAAAAUCUGCGAGGUAAAAGGGGGGUGGGAAAUUAGAAUAUUAAUAUAGUUCAGGAGCGGUGGUUUACGAGGAGGGGGGAUAACACAUACCCACCCUGGUUGGAAAAGGGUUGGGGGGGGGGGCAAUAGUUAGGAAUCUUAUAAAGUGCUUUACUUGAAUGCUAGCUUUAUCAAGUGAUUUCAGUAGAUAUGAAAAUCCCAAAUUUCGCCCGCCAUAUCUUGGCGUGUUAUAAUAUAAACAUCCUAAACAUAUGUUUUUUUACAACUCUAAAAAUAUAUCUAUGCUUAUAUUUUUUGUUCGAUUAUACCGUACAAUUUUGUUUAAUGUAGUUUGUGCCUAUAAAACAGUAUUACUCUAUAUUUUAAACAGUUGCAGUAGAGCUGCAGACUACUUCCAUGACAACACCGGGACGAGUAUGUCUGACUACAAGCAUAAAAUCGAAGUACAACAGGUAAAGUAUUUCAUAGCUCAUUUAUUCUAAUGAUCGAAUUACGUCAUGUGCAGGUAAUAGAACCCCCCUUCGGAUUUGUAUAAAAAAUGAAGUACAGCGUUCAAGCUGUGUUAAGUGUAGAGUUGAACAGCGUUCAAAGCUGUUGAAAGGGUAGAGUUGAACAGCGUUCAAGCUGGUUAAGGAAAGAGUUGGAAAAAAUGUGCGUGGAAGCUCUAGUUAAAUAACGUCCUGAAAUCUUGGUUUUGAAAAAUACAGCAUCCGGCAAUAACAAAGGACGGUCAGUUAAGAUUUUAACUUGUUGCUACUUCUUGUCCUAGUUUCAUCCGUCCUGUCUGCUGAUGGAGGUUCUUAGCCGAAACGUUCUUGUCUCCUUGUUCGGGUUCUUAACGUGUUUUCGAAUUCGUGCCUGUGAAAAUCGGAGUGCCUGCCUCUAAGAACUGGUUUUAAUUUCAAAACUAGAAGUGUCUCUGGGAAAGUUGGCACAUUCAACCCAUUUUUUACAACUAUUUUGUCAACACUAUUCCUUCAUAGCAUUCUAUGUUUUAACUUAUUUUUAAAUCUCCUUUUUUAUUUGAAAAUUCGCAAAUUACAUGAAGGAAUAUGUGUGCCCUUGUCUUCCAGAAAUUUUUCAUUUACAUCUUAUUAUGAAAUCAAGGGCAGUAACUGUUUUAAACAGAUGAUGACAGAAACGAAUUGGUUAUCUCCUCUACUCAUAUUUUUUUCGUCGAAAUGGAAAUUGUUAAAAAAAAAUCAGAUCGUUUCGCAGAGUAGAUUCUGGAACCCAAUUAUAAUUUAACCAAUUUAAAAAGCUCUUUUGAAAGAGGAUACUAAGGGAAGGGGGGCUGCCUUGUGCUACUUAUUUUCUUAUUUUAAAGAAUCUACAUAUCGCUAAUCUCUCUUUCCAGAUAGCCACCUGGGCAUUAUUUCCCCUGUCCUUGUUUGCCGUGUUGACCUACAUCUUAAUCAUACGCAUCUCUUCAAGACCGGACCACGGCGAAAACUCGGGGUCCUACCGUUACCUCGUGCUGCGAGAGGAAGACACGCCGCUGUUGCACCCCACGUACAACCCCACCACGAGAAAUGCCGCCUAUGACAGCAGUGUGAGAUACACACCUGCCUACACGGACGGCGUGACCCGAGCAGGUGCCGGAGGCCCUAACUACACGCCAACAGCAACAUCAGCCCCUCUGGUCAGAAACACGUCGUCAUCUUUUUCACAAGCGGCCCCUCCUUACGGCGCAGCGCCACCACAAUCCUACGGCGCCGCGCCACCCCAGUCCAACGGUGCCGCACUUUCCUCCUCUUAUAACGCCAACUCCGUCACCAUGAGGCCCUUGUCUCCCCAAGGGGCACCCACGUCCUCUGAGUCGUAGACUCAAGGCCUUUACUUUGCCAACAAUGUCGAGUUGUUUUUAAUUGCACACCAAACUUGUCAGUGAAUUGAAGACAAUGUCUGGUGACCACCAGAGCAUUGUGUGGACAUUAAAUAGAACUUGAUGAACAUACAACAACUGAUGUCUAAGUUUGUGAACAACUCUAUCAAUAAAUGAUGCAAUAAAAUGCGAUUUUCAUUUUCAGCUUAAAAUUUUCACAACAUUUGUCGUUGACAAGUUGUACUGUUACUUGUGUAAUAUUUACUCAGAUUUGUAAGUGCACAAGUGUUGGAGCAGAAUAGUUAGUGGCUGUAUUAAAUUUGAAGAGCACAAGAGAAAAAUUGUGAUCUCUCAUGUCCCUGAAGUCUCAGGCCGGAACCACCAGUAUGUAGAAAAAUUAGAAGAUUUUUAACAUACGGUAAUUAUUUUGCAAAAUAAUUUUUUUUUCCUUUGAAACAUUUUCUUAUCUUUGUCGACUCUGUUCCCGGUGUCUUUUUACCAGCGGUUUUUACGGGCUACAAUGUAGGGGGAAUAUGACCUCUGAAUUUGACGGUCAUUGGGAUGAAAGCAUCUUGACCGCAUUGCAACUAAAUGCCCCCCCCCUUUCCCCCAACCCACCCCGCUGUGUUGUUUUCAAUGUAAGGUUUAAAAUAGCAAGCGUUUUUCUUCUCUUUUUAAUAAUUUUUAUUUACAUUCUUUGAGAAGAAAUCCAUCAAAACCAUUUGUUGAUGUUCAUUGUCUAUUUGCCAUAAAUGAUUACGUCAUUCUAUAUUAUCAUAAAUGCAUGUGUAAAUAAAAUUACCGCUUCACUCUUAUAA
Molecule: messenger RNA, 10852 nt
Organism: Lymnaea stagnalis (great pond snail)
Lineage: Eukaryota; Metazoa; Mollusca; Gastropoda; Lymnaeidae
Source: the annotation of a GenBank genome assembly